Molecule: messenger RNA, 9513 nt
Organism: Liolophura sinensis
Lineage: Eukaryota; Metazoa; Mollusca; Polyplacophora; Chitonida; Chitonidae
Exons: 25
Coding region: 142-6534 (2130 amino acids)
Biological process (GO): protein phosphorylation
Molecular function (GO): protein binding; protein kinase activity; ATP binding
Source: RefSeq, a predicted model, not a curated record
CUGGCUGCCAAGGUGCUUGUAAACAAUAAAUGGCGGAAUGAACGGGAAACAGCAUGUCAAGCUCAGAUGAAUCUUGCGCAUCAAAUGAGACCUGGAAACCAUGGUGAUGAAAAUAAUUAAGACACCUGAGUUUUACCCAGAAUGCCAGAGGAACGACAAACAACGGGUUAUCUAUCAGGACAGGGCACAGACCCUCCGAAACCCAAACUGGCGUCGGGGAAAUACUACGAUAUUGCGGCGACGCUAUUUAGCACUGGUCGUUCAGGGGAAUUGGUGGAUCUGUUUAUAGCAGCUGCCAGGGAUGGGGAUUACAGUCGAAUAGAGAGCUUGGUGCAGAGGCGUGGAGAUGCGGUGGUCAGUGUGGAUGUGAAGGACAAACGGACAGGCAACACUGCUCUUAUCUGGGCAGCCAAACGAGGACACAACAAGAUAGUACAGUUGCUUCUCAAACAUGGCGCAGAUGUUACUUUGAAAAACUAUGACGGGAAGACAGCGGUAGAGGUUGCCUCCCCAGGUAUCAAGACGCUGUUACUGGACGCGGUGGCUCAGACCAGUCUGUCUGUGCAUCAGCGUCUCCUACAGGCAGCGUGGCAGGGCAACGCUGUCAUGGUUAAGCAACUCUUGUCUGAGAAUAAGGUGCUUGACAUAGACUGUCAGAACAGUGAUGGGUUAACUCCCCUGAUGCUGCUGUGCCGUGACCUCCGGCUGUUUGAGAGGUUAUCUGUACAGUUACACCGGGACUACAACCCUGCCCAUGUACUGGCCAUUCUUCUCGACCACCGAGCGAAUGUUCAUGCCGUGGAUGCGGAUGGAAAAAGUGGCCUUCACUAUGUGUCUCUUAGCAGUGCGAGUUGUGCCAAACAGUUGGCUGAAGAUCUCUUACAUCACGGCUCACAAACUGAUCAAAGGGACAGGCAGUGUUUCACCCCCAUUCACUUCGCCUCACAGACAGGAAAUGUGGGCGUCAUCACAACCUUGAUUGAUGGAGGGUCAGAGGUUAACAUUCGAGGAUUUGCUGGUGCCACACCCCUUCAUUACACAGCCUACAAUGACCACGACCGUGCUGCAGCCACCUUACUGGAGCAUGGUGCAGACAUCUCUCUGACAGAUGACCAGGGGAUGACGGCGCUGGAUGUGGCACGCAGCAAGAGGAUGAAGAGUUGUCUGCGGGAGGCUUGGGCGGAGAUGGUGCAGAGUCGACAAGAAGUAAGCCUGGCCCCGGUCAGACAGCCAACUCGGGACGGCUCACGCCUUUCCAUGAGAGGUGACACCCCAGACCUAAGGGCAGAGACGCCCCAAACUCGCAGACACCAGGGGGAGGUCCUAUUUGAUGGUUUACCUUUGAAUCCAUUUGGGAGCCCAAUCAUCCACUCUUCCAGGAAGAGUAAACCAGCAAAGCCGAUGACUCCUGGGGAGAAAGCUGCGUUUGCUGAGGAACAGAUGCUGAUAGAGAGAGGAAAGUCGUCCUCAUCACUAUUGACAACCAAGUCUAACAUGAACGUUUGUCCAUUCUACAUCAUUAGAGAGGGUGUGAGAAGACUGGGUGUUUGUCGCCAGGGCUCCAGCCGGAAGCCCAACCCUCUUCCCCAGUGGUCUAGAUCAGUGGACAAGCUGCCCCCUGUACAUGGGGACGGAAUAGAGUCAGCCUCCUCUAAACAAAAACCCAAACCUGGAGCUGUACGCUAUCAGAGGAGUCUGACAGAGAUUAGCAAAGCAACCCAAAACAACAAGCUCUCUAAACUAUAUACUUACCCACGUGCGCAGUCAAGGAGGAUGGGCGUACACUUGAGUCGUGACUCCCCAAUAGCAGUUACACGGCUGACACCUGAUGUGGAUGAAGAAAACAGGUUAAAAAGACUUACACAGACACCCAGCCGGCCAACCCCCACUAGACUGACCCCCAACACACAGACCCCUGGAAGACAGACCCCAAGUAAUCGAAGGAGCCACACAAUGAGCUCACCUUGUCUGGCAGAUCUGGCUUUUACCUGUAAUGAUUACCUUUUCACCAGCAAAAGGCGCAGCAUGUCAACGCCCUCCUGUGGGAUGAGUGAUGACUAUGACACAGAGGAGGAGGAGGAAUUACUCUUCAGCCCCAAGGGUUCACCCCACCAGACGGGCUCGCCCCCUGGCACAGACCGGGCAAGGGUGAAGAUACCAUCCACUAUUGAGGAGAUUCGUUGCAUGUCAGUACAGGGCUGUCCCUUGCCCACCCUCGAACAAAUGAGGUUAACCAAGUCUGUUACCCCUGUACAGGGAGAACGGGUGUUCCCCAACUCCAAGAGGGUCUUACCUCCCACCCCAGUACAGAAAAGUCUCUCCAGCAUUGACCAGCUCCUGGAUGUGUCCAAUGGCUGUAAGGAUAGAUCCCCAAACUCUAGUGAGGAGUUUGAUGAAGGCAUUCACCUGACAUCUGGGGGAGAGGUCAUCCAGCUGGAGCGGAGAAAACCCUUCUUGAAGACAGAGUUUAUUAUAGAGGAGAGUCGCCCCAAGGAUCUUAUACUCCAUUCCUCAGGCAGUGACAGCUGUGACUCCCUGGAGUCCAAUCCAGUAAAACCUGUGCCAGGGUCUUCUCCAGUCAAGUCUGAACAGGCAACUGUUGCCAAAGUUAUGUCUUCUGAAGAGAUCUCUACAGCAUCCAGAUCCUCAACUAAGUAUGCGCAUGGAGUUUCAGCACCAUCACAGUACCCUGCAAAGUCAACCCAAGGAAGCCGCGGUGUUACCAGCUCCUCCUUCCAAAUCCACACAGGGAGCAUUGUUGACCAACCCAUUUCUCAAGCAAGUCAUGGGGUUAUGGUUAACACUUGGAACACACCUUCAGAAAGUGCUGAAGUGAGAUUACACCAGAACCCUGUGAAGGGGACCUCCAAUACAGACAAACUAAGGACUGUGGCCAAAGACAAUGCUACCUUAGCUGAAGCAUCAAGAGCAGCAAACUCUGUGGCUAAUGUCAGUUUGUCAUUUGCAGGUAAUGAUCAGCUAAUUGUUGCAGGAGAACAAAAACAUGAUGCUGCAAGUGACAGAGAUGAUGCCAUCAGGCAAGAGAUUAGUAAGAGCUACACCCCAGCUCCUACCCCAAGUCAGAAAUCCCCUGUCAAAGUCCCUGUUAAAAGUGCUGCACAAAAGCCAAAUAGUGCUUCUCAAAAGUCCAUGGCUGUGAAUCCAACAAGGCUGAUUUCUUCCAUGAAGAAGAGGGCAAUUUUGCGCUCAAAACAAACUGCUUCGUCGGAUACAUUGACAGAGAUUAAAGAGAAUGCAUCCUCUUCCAGACAAUCGCAAGUCUCUGGACAAAACACUGUCACCUCCAGAACCACUCGGAAAAGUGUUAGCACACUGUCAGGUAAUUCACAAUCCCGGCCACAGGAUGGUACGUUGUCAAAAUCUGUCCCAGCAUCUGUGCCAUCCAGCAUCAGUGCUCCAGCAAAACAAAGUAUUGUAGACAAUGGCAGUGUAAAACAAGCACAGGUGGAAAGUGGUUCUUCAGAAAGUGAUUGUCAGACACUAGCGGGGUCACCUGUGAAAGAAAGCACCCAAAUCAAGCCUCAUCACAGUGCUGACAGCAGUAUUUCACAUUUAACUGAACAUCUUGGCAAGACUCCAUUAGUGAAAAUAUUUUCAACUCAAUCAGAGCCCAGAUUUGUGUCUCGCCCAAUGGAGGCCCCAAUCAUUGAGCAAACCCCACUGAUUGUUAACCCUUUUGAAGAUUUCUUCUCCAACAUUGCAGGAGCUAAUGUCAGUGAGAAUGCAGACUCCAACACAAACUCCCCUGUUAAACAGCAGCGUGUUAACUCUGCCUCAUCAAGGAAACAGAUGGGCAAAACUAAAGUUAUGAAGGUUGCACAACUCAAGGGUAAACCAGCUCAUGGAAGUGUAGGUCAUACCAGUACUAAGAGAGUUUCCUCUGGCCGUAGGAGAGCCAGUCGUGCAGAACAGAAAGAGGAGAAAAGACCAGGGAGCAAUACACGAUCCAAAAGUCGACCUAAAUCUGGAAAGAGAGUCCGGUCUGGGAAAAACAGAGGUAAGAAGGCAGAUAAGGAGAACCUAGGUCGGGAAGCUGCUAAACCUGAUGUAGCUUUGAUCUCAGGGAUUGGCUGGCACAUAGCCACGUCCUGCGAGGACAAGUCUGACAUCCAGGCAGUGAGGUUGAACUUGAACUCAGACAGUUCAGAUGAGGAAGACAUCUUAAUCCCUAAGCUUAGCCCAUUCCGACCCUUCUCUUCUCCUUCCCCAAGGUUUGUGGAGGUCAAGACUCAACCACAGCAGUGUGAUAUGAAUUCAAUACUGAACCAUGAGGAACUCCCUCCUAUGAACCUGGACAUGUCCAGAAACACCAUCCACGGCUGUCCACAUGGCAGUCAGCUGGAGGUGAACCAUGCUGGUGUACAGCUUCUGCUGGACGACAAGGAGGUCAGUGAGCAGGACAUGGUGGACCAAACAUGCAGGUUGGCUCCUGCCCUGCAUGGGGAUCUGUUGAAGUGUGCUCUUAGCCCUAUCCCUGAGUCACCAUCACUGGUGAGUAGGACAUCCUCCUCUCUACAGCAGUUUUCCCAGACUAUCACUGACAAACAGCUGUCCGAUCUACUGGGUGUAUGCCAGGCGAAUGUACCUAUUAGUCAUCGAUCCAUCAGUGGUCAUCAAGGUCUCUCAGGGACCACUGUGGGCCCCCAGCAGGCUCCCCGGACCACAGGUGGUCAGGAAGCUGCAAUGUGUGAUGACAAUGACUCAGAUGAUACGCUGGUCAGUCAUCAGUCAGAGAGUGGUAAUGAAGAUGGUUCUUCUCACAGCAAGGCUCACAACUCUAAGUUUGUGGAGGUGAAACAGGACAAUGUUGAGGAAAGUGUAGAUGAGAUUGUUGAGGAGAUUCUCAGCUCAACUGGUCCUGCUAGUCUCAACUCCACCCUUAGGUCCAACUGGUCAGCUAGCUCCAGAAACAAUACCUUGACAGAGGCAGAUAGCAAGAUAUUAAAGUCUCUUCAUAAUACAGAGUCUCCAUUCCAUGCCAAAGUGAAGAACACUGAGAAUGAUGCAUUGCGAGAAAGUACAGACCAGGAAAGUUAUUUAGGGGCUAAUCCCGACUUGCUCAAAGUGUUCCAUGACGAUGACUUUAAACUGGGUCAAAGGAUGAAAGCUAUGAUUGAUGCAGGAGCAGAUCAUAACCGUGUGAAGGCCAUGAUUGAUGCAGGAGCAGACCACAGCCGUGUGAAGGUCAUGAUUGAUGCAGGAGCAGACGACAGCCGUGUGAAGGCCAUGCUGGAGGUGGAUGUUGAGGCCAAACAACUGGAGCGAAUCAUCCACAGCUUUAAGAAGAUGGAGCUUCAUGCUAGCGCAAACCCAUGGCAGAGGAGUGAGAGCCCACCUCUCAGUCAUUCCCCACAGAGAGGCAGGUCCUACACGCUAGAGAACCCUAAAUGCAGACAGGACAAACCUCCCCAAGGAAGGCCGCACUCCUCCGCAGGAUUUACUAGUGCUUCCAAAUCUAGGAGAGGGCGCUUUACAGAGAUUAAAGAUGGCCAGCAGAGCAUGAAGCAGUCAACAGAAAGCAUAGCUAGUGUUGGGAAGGACCCAUCUUUAGUUCAAGAGAAAAAUUCAUCCCUAAUGGAAAGCCAGCAGAAGGUACCUGAGCGUAAUGAGCUGAAUGACUCCAUUCAGAGAAGCACCAGUGCCUGUAGUUCAAGCAGCGCUCAUUCCAUCCCAAAGUCUGAAGAAGACACAAUAUGCUGGAAGAAAGGCAACAUUUUAGGUCGAGGAGCCUUUGGCACUGUUUGGUGUGGUCUGACAGGGGAAGGGGAGUUAAUCGCCGUCAAGCAGAUUGAGCUGAACACCUCUGACAUGGAGAAGGCUAAGCGAGAGUAUGAGAAGAUUCAGGAGGAAGUAGAGUUGCUCAAGACUCUCACACACAAGAACAUUGUUGGUUACCUGGGCACGAGUUUCGAGGACAAUUUUGUGAGCAUCUACAUGCAGUUUGUACCUGGAGGUUCCAUAGCCAGUGUUCUGGCAAGGUUUGGAGCCCUGGAGGAGAGAGUGUUCUGUCUGUACACCAAACAGAUCCUUGAAGGAGUCGAGUACCUGCACCAGAAUGAUGUUAUACACAGAGACAUCAAGGGAGGUAACAUCAUGCUGAUGCCGACGGGAGUGAUCAAGCUGAUAGACUUUGGCUGUGCCAAGAGGAUGUGUAUUAACCUUAGCAUGAGUCGCUCCCAGAUCCUCAAGUCCAUGAAGGGCACCCCAUACUGGAUGGCUCCUGAGGUCGUCAACGAGACUGGGCAUGGCAGGAAGUCUGAUAUAUGGAGUAUUGGUUGUACUGUCUUUGAGAUGGCCACAAGGAAACCCCCGUGGUCUGAUAUGUCUCCUCUGGCAGCCAUUUUUGCUAUUGGUUGUGAUAAACCCAUCCCUCAACUACCAGAUCAUUUCUCUAAAGACGUCCGUGACUUUGUCAACAAAUGCCUCACCAGAGAUCAGAAUGAGAGAAUGUCAGCUACAGAGGCUCUACAGCACAGAUUUAUUACGCGGAGACGGAAGAGUAGAGCCAUUUGAAGUCAUCAUACCCUGUAUGGAAAUGUUCCAGCCCAGAGGAGACUAUACGGUUGUAUAUCAUUUUUCCUAUCAUCCUAUGCAUAGUUUCAACCAACUAUGUCUUCAUAACUCCAGCUGACCAGGAGCAGCUCACUGAACAUCCAACCAUCAUGUUAGUUAUGAGUACAUAACAUUACAUGUUGUCCAUAAAACUGAGCAAGCAGCGACAGACUUGGUGUUCCAUCAACAUUUUCAGGAGAGCUAACAGUUAAAGGAGCAGCGUGGGAAGUGUGUGUUGACCAGGUGUUAACAACGGGUACAAGUGACCAAAUAACCAACCUGAAGCACCAGAUUGUAUUUCAACCACCUGUUCACCCACCCACCUAUCAUUUGGUGUUUAAAGAUGAUACUUCAGUCCCAGUUUUAGUGUUAACAGCUUCAUUGCCAAAGUUAACUGUGACUUAUCCAUUCACAGACUACAUUCUUUAUAUCUUUGUUUGAAUAGAUUUGAAAGUUUUACAUACUUGUAAAUAUACUUUUGCGUCUAAAAAGUAUUAUGUACUUCCUGUUUCUGUGCUGUAUCAGUGCUUCUUUAGAAUGAGUCUUGUGAUUUACAUCUGUGUGUACAGUGAACAACACCAACAAGGCAGUGAUUUAUAAAUGUACAUCUUUGUACACAGUGAACAACAGGUAUGUGUACUAUGAACAGCAUCCAUAUGGAGUGACUAACGUGUACAGUGAACAAAAUGUACAUUGUAGUGAUUUACAAAUGUACAUAUGUGUACACACUGAAUGAACAACAUCCAUGUGGACUGUGAACAUCCAUAUACUUGUUACUUGUACUAACACUUUUGUGUACAUGUUCAGUGAAUGACAGGUGUGUGUAUUUACAACUGUGUGUAAUAGUGAAAUGUAUAAUGUACAUUUUGUGAACAACAUCUGUAACAAAGUACAGUGUACAUAUAUAUUUACAGAGGAUGUCAUUACAUGUGUAAUGUUACAUAACUUAUAUACUGUAUAAGGUAUUUUAUUGGUAUUUUUGAACUUGAUAUAGGAAGUUAGGAUUCCAUGUUAGCAAUACAGCUUCUGUGUUGAACAACAUCAUUGAAGUAUUUGUCCACAUAACAUGAGUGUUUUAAGAGUAGCAUGUCUGGCUCUGCACUGGACAGUGACAGCAGACUACAUGAGAAUGCUUUACAACUAAGGGCUCUGUCCACAUUGACAAUUGUUUUAUACAUGAUAGGGCACUGCAUAACUCAUAAGGACUGCUGGGUAAGUUUGAAAUUAUCAUUUAUGACAAUCAAAAUUAACUUAAAUUGUAUACCACAAAAUGUCUUUUAAAUAUUUAUACUCCAUUAACAAGGGCAUUGACAUGUGAUACUAACCUCAUAACAAAUGAUAAUUCUUUCGAUGAAAAUAUACUGUAUUAAAUAACCCAUCACGGUAACCAUGGUAACCACUUGGCCGCUUAGGCCUGCGGGUGUUAUGUGCUACUGAUAAAUGCCUUUGUAUCUACAUGUAGCCUGUUUACUUAAGAUACGCCAUAUAUCAUGUUUCUUAAGAAAAUACAUGUACUCUUGUAUAUUAUAUUGUACUAGGGAAUUUGUGCCAUGUUUAAAUUAUUUUAUAUUUCAAUAAGUUUUACGGAAGUGAUUAUAUUUACAAAUCAUCUUCAUGCAUGCAUGUUGUGAUGAAGUUAACUUUAGUGGAACUUAACUGAACUGAAAUGUGCCCGAAGUCAUGCAGUGCAGUGAUGUUGUGACGGGUCAGAAGCAGAGAAAAAGUUGAGCAUCCAUUUUUGAGCUUCCUUUUAACUCUUUAGUGCAAGCUCAGUCUAAAUUAGUAAUCUUCCUUUAAUGGGUAUCUUCAACUACUAAAGACUGGCUUUUUCAAGUAAGACGUAUUGCUUGAUUCUGAUUUAUUCGUCCACCUUAUAGUGCAAAGUUUAAUUCAUCCACCUAAUAGUGCCCAUCCACCUUAUAGUGCCAAGUUUGAUUAAUUUCUUUAUUAUGAACCUACUUGUUUUAAGGCUUUCAUAUGCUUCUGAAAGGUGGAUGUUAAUUGGACAAACUUCAGGUAAAAAACAGUAACUUGUAACCCAGUCAUGUCGCUACAGUUAGCAAACAGAAGGACUGAGAAUACUUUGCACUGGCUUGAUUUAAGUGUGCACAAUGCACAGUGCCAUAUAUGUAUACUUUACAAGUACCCAUAUACAUACAUGCAACCACGCAGUAUUUUACCUGGCAGCCAUUAAUCUCACUGUACAUUGCUGUAUGGCAGUAUUGUCAGUUUUAUACUUCAGCAUGUUUGGUUCAGUCCUACUUUUACAUGGUAGUUACAUGGAAUGGUAUUUGAUCUUGGUCAACCUCUAGUUUUAUAACACCGAAGUACAUGUAUUCCCAUUUUUAGACUUAAUGUUGAAAGUGACGUUGAAAUUUGUUUUCCAAGAGUUGAACUGUACAUAGGAAUCGUCACUUUGAUGUACAUGUAUGCUGUACAUUCAUGUCAUGUUCAGACAUAGAGUAUUAUUACCUGUUUAUCUGCUUUUGAGUUCUGUAAUAUCUAUUUAUGCAUCAUUCCUAAGGUCUUAACAUGUCAUAUUAGAGUGCUAAUAUUGUGAUGGUGUAUAUGUAUAAAGCAUUUGGUUCUCUUAAGGGCAUGUACAAAUGUAGGUACGUGUACAGUGGCAGUAUUUAUACCUACAAGGUAUUGACAACCAUGUUAUUUUAAAAUGAUGGUCACAUGACAGAGUAUAAUAUUACUUUUAGUAGUACACAACAGACACUAUUUUUAAAAUACAUGAAUGUUUAAAGAAUCCUGAUUUGUUUGUAUUUGAUUUAUUAAGAUCAGUGCACUUCUGAUCAGUAUUGUAUGACUAGAAUUCCUUAGCCAUCUAAGCACUACAAGUUGAGAAAUGACAUCAGCUGGGUGGGCAAAUUUUAAAUUUUUACUGCUUUUUUCUUGUACCAGCUUGGGGCAAAGUGAUUAAAAUAUUUUUCA